Messenger RNA from Lathyrus oleraceus (garden pea), 585 nucleotides. RefSeq lists its product as uncharacterized. The transcript is spliced from 2 exons. The record is from RefSeq and is a predicted model, not a curated record. Bases 1 to 585 code for a protein of 194 amino acids. Lineage: Eukaryota; Viridiplantae; Streptophyta; Magnoliopsida; Fabales; Fabaceae.
AUGAACAACAAUAAUGGUGGUAUUCCAAACUCUCUUCUGGUUCUUGACGGUAAGAAUUGGAUUCGAUGGAAUAAACCAAUACAAUCGUUGUUUGGCUUCCAUGAAACCUUUGAAGUGGUUACUAAUGGUAUUCAUAUGCUUGCUAUAAAUGCAAUUGAUGCUCAGAGAGUCAACCACAGGGAUGCCAAGAAGAAAGAUUGCAAGGCACUGUUCUGCAUUCAAUUGGCGGUAGACUCACCGGAUAUUGGUCAGAUUUCUCAUGUUGAAUCAUCAAAGGAGGCAUGGGAUGUUCUGGUGAAGUAUUAUGAAGGCGAUUCCAACAAUCUUGAAACACUGAAGUUGGAAUAUUUGAAUGGUUCGUUGGAGGCGCAUGAGUUGAGAAUUAUUGAAAGAAAGGGCGUUCAAGAUUCGACACAUGCACCACAAGCUCAAACAUGGAAGAAGCAUGAUGUUUCUAACAAGUUCAGAGGCAAGACUAAGAGUAAGAAGUCUUGGUUGAACCCUCAGAAGCAUAAGGUCGAUUCUGAAUCCUCCAAAAGAGGAGAAGGAACGUCAACUAAUAAAGAAGAAAAGAAAGGUGUGUAG